Molecule: messenger RNA, 1773 nt
Organism: Aspergillus wentii DTO 134E9
Lineage: Eukaryota; Fungi; Ascomycota; Eurotiomycetes; Eurotiales; Aspergillaceae
Product: pseudouridine synthase PUS2
Exons: 4
Coding region: 1-1773 (590 amino acids)
Biological process (GO): mRNA pseudouridine synthesis; tRNA pseudouridine synthesis
Cellular component (GO): nucleus
Molecular function (GO): RNA binding; pseudouridine synthase activity
Source: RefSeq, a predicted model, not a curated record
AUGGACAACAACGAGGAAAGAGCUGCUGGAGAAGGCGCUGAUAACCAGCGUAAGAAACGAAAUUUGGGCCGGUCGGAGUGGAGUCGGCAAAAUUUAGACAAGAGAGCACGGAAUGAAGAGCUAAAAGAAGCCAAGCGUCGGAAGAUUGAAGAAGGCCAAGAAGUUUCAGAGCCGAUCUAUGCGACACAUUUCUCUCAAGAAGACAUUGAAAGCGAGCAAAGGCGGCCGAAGAAGAAGGUUGCGGUGCUGUUGGGAUACUCUGGAACAGGCUACCAUGGCAUGCAAUUGUGCGACAAACAAACCAUCUCUACAAUCGAAGGUGAAUUGUUUGCAGCAUUCGUAGCUGCCGGAGCCAUUUCGAAAGCCAACGCAGCCGACCCGAAAAAAUCAUCUUUGGUAAGAUGUGCACGAACCGAUAAGGGAGUCCACGCGGCUGGUAAUAUCGUUUCGUUGAAAAUGAUCGUCGAAGACCCCGAUGUCGUCCAGAAGAUCAACGAAAAGCUCAGCUCACAGAUUCGCAUUUGGGACAUUCAAGUUACGAACAAGGGAUUCAGCUGCUAUCAAAUGUGCGACUCUCGUGUAUAUGAGUAUUUAAUCCCAAGCCAUUGCUUUGUUCCCCCACACCCCAGCACAUAUCUUGGAAGAAAGAUAGUAGAGCUGGCUGAGAAGGAGGGGGACUUGGAACAAUUCAAGGCAAGACAAAAAGAAGUUGCGACGUACUGGAGCGAUGUUGAUGAGCAAUACAUCAAGCCCAUUCUUGACAAUGUCCCCGAAGACAUCCGCAAGCUGGUACAAAAGGCUCUUUAUCUCGGCGAAGAACAAGGCGAAUCACUCGAGGAAGAUGAACCGCAAGAGUCCGAAAAGCCUACAGAAAGUGCAGCAGCCCCUGCCGGCGAUGGGGCUACUGCAUCUGAAGAGAAGCCAGCUGAGACUGAGCAGCCAACAAAAGUCGACUGGAGGGAAAGUCUCCCAGAGGAUCAAAGAAGGGAAAUGUACGAAACGAUCAAGGCCAUCAAAGCCGCCUACCUCAAGGCCAAGCGAACCUAUCGUAUUCCCGCAGCCCGUCUGGCACGCGUACAGGAAGGGCUGGACAAGUACAUUGGGACCAAGAAUUUCUUCAACUAUACCAUUCAAAAGAUGCACAACGAUCCUUCCGCCAAACGUCACAUCAAAUCUUUCAAGGUUCACCCCACCCCGAUCAUCAUCAACGGCACCGAGUGGCUCAGUAUGAAAGUUCACGGCCAGAGCUUCAUGAUGCACCAAAUCCGUAAGAUGGUCGCCAUGAUGACUAUGGUGGUGCGCUGUGGCUGCGACCCCGAGCGUAUUGUCGAGACUUACGGCGCCACCAAGAUUGCCAUCCCUAAGGCACCCGGCUUGGGUUUGCUGCUGGAACGACCCGUCUUCGAGACAUUCAACAAGAAAGUAAGCACUCUGGGCAAGAAGCCCAUCGACUUCGACAAUUACAAGAAGGAAAUCGACGAGUUCAAACAGCGGGAGAUCUAUGAUCGGAUCUUCCGCGAGGAAGAGGAGACGAAUGCCUUCUCCUCAUUCUUCAACCACAUCGAUAACUUCCCUCAAGAGGAGUUCUUGUUCGUCACUUCGGGUGGAAUCCCCGCCGCCAAACCCACUACCCAACCCACGACUCCUCCUCGAGAACAAUCCCGGAGAGCAAGUGCUCAAAAAGGUCGAAUUUCUCAAAGAGAAGCCCUGGCGACUGUGGAGUCCGAGUCAGAGGACGAACGUAUCCCUGACAACGGUGAGGAGGGUGGUUAG